CGGCAGACCAGCAUCCACAAUACAGUUCGCCGUUCUUCAAGAAUCCAGGAUACGGAAAGAUUUUCUGAAAGACGAGGACGAGAGCGAGCAGGCGGCCGGCGAUAAAAUAGGAUGAACAAACGAGCUCGAAGGAGUACGCGUCCGACGCGGAGGAUAAUCUACACGGAGGAUCAGGAUGAGGAGGUUGGCAGCCGUCAACCUAAGCAGCCAACCAAGCCUCUGAAACCGAUACCCAAGAAAACGGUGGACACAGUCGACAGCUCCAGUCUUAGUGGCCUGGAAGACUCGCCUUCGGGUUCGUUGGCUGGAGAACCUGACGCGUGCUUACUCGAGGAAAGUCUUGCUCUUCCGCUCCGGAUCAUCAACACAGCCGGCCGAGCACAUUCUGUGUCGUAUCACACAUCCCAUCUGCCACAAGAUCGACAUCUGCUCACGUCUCGGGACCCGCCUUCAAGCAGCCUGCAAGCCAGCUUACUCGCUUGGUUUGACUUGGUCAAGGGGAAUCGCGAGAUGCCUUGGCGGAAAGAAGUCGUGGGAAUAGCAAACUGGACCGAACAGCAGAAGGGACAGAGAGCCUAUGAGGUCUGGGUCAGUGAAAUUAUGCUCCAACAAACCCAAGUUGAAACUGUCAAAUCAUACUACCUCAGAUGGAUGACACGGUUUCCGACGAUAUUUGAUCUGGCCAAGGCGGACGUUGAGCAAGUGAAUGAGUGUUGGCAAGGACUCGGCUACUAUUCUCGGGCGUCACGACUGCUUUCGGGGGCUAAGAAAGUCGUCGAGCGGUUUGCUGGGGUCCUACCCGAAGACCCGCUAGUUAUGGAAAAGGAAGUGGACGGGAUAGGUCCAUAUAGUGCUGGUGCGAUAGCCUCCAUUGCCUACGCAAAGCAAGUUCCCAUGGUGGAUGGCAAUGUCCACCGAGUGCUUUCACGCAUUACCGCUUUAUACGCACCGCAAGCCGCUAAGGCUACCACCAAAUUCCUGUGGUCUAUCGCUGCCGCACUUGUCCCUCAAGAUCGACCCGGGGACUUCAAUCAGGCUUUGAUGGAACUGGGCGCUACUGUCUGCAAGCCCCGUGAAGCAAAUUGUACUUCCUGUCCUCUCUCCAAAUGGUGUAGAGCAUAUCAAGAAAAGCAAGUCCUGUGUGUCCUGGAAGGUGGCCAACAGACCCAUCCGAGCAGACUCAAAAGGAGAGUCGUCGAUGACGAAGAUAUCGAGGACGUCUGUAAUCUCUGUCAGCCUCUAGAAUCGCUCCGCGCCUCGUCAGGAGCCUCCUCUAGUGAUGGGCACGUUUUGAUAUAUCCUAUGGCCAAGGAGCGCAAGAAACCUGCUCUCAGGGAGGUCGCUGUCUCUCUCGUCAUUUGGAAAGAAUCCGCGCCCGAAGAUCAGAUGGAGUCCUCAUUGGAAAACACUCCAUUAUCAACAGGCCAGGCCAAAGCACUGCUGAUCAAACGUCCCGAAAAAGGACUACUUGCCGGAUUAUGGGAAUUCCCAUCGAUUGACUUGGCCGAGAGUAAUGACUCUACAGCCGACGAGCGCCAAAAGAAGAUCGAGAGGCUUCUGGGUAAGACGGUUGUUGGGUUCACGACCGCGAUCUCUUCCCGGACGGAGGGAGUGAGUGACGGGUCGAAGUACCAGAUUCAGAGGAGCCCGGUCCAGUUACCAGACAUCGAGCACGUCUUCUCCCACCUCAGAGUCACCUAUAAGUCUUCCGUCCUCCUCAUCCAUUCACCAACCCCACCAACACUCCAAAAUCCCUCACUACCUGACCGUCCCGCUGCAUCCGGCCAGGCCAUUUGGUCCCCCUGCAACGAUAUCUUGACCGCCAACCUCGGUAACCCUCAUAAGAAGGUCUGGAAUGCCUGGCUCACUCAUUCUGAUCUCUCCCCCUCCUCCAUCCCUUCUUCCUCAAAACCUCGUAAACGCAAAUCUUCCGCUCUCAACGAUCCUCAUGCGUAACCUAAUCUGCUUGCUUACUGUCUUUCUUCUGUAUCACCUCCGGUCCUGCUCAUCACGUAUUUCUAACUCGUUUUUUUUUGCUCCACAUAUAAUUUAUAUAAACACCUGCUUGCACUGUCUACUAGAAAAAAAUCAACUAGUAAGUUUUGAGAGGAUUUAGGAAAGUCUGAAUCGCCUGUAUGCAUUUAGUCUUUCCUC
Messenger RNA from Puccinia graminis f. sp. tritici CRL 75-36-700-3, 2154 nucleotides. RefSeq lists its product as uncharacterized. The transcript has 10 exons. The record is from RefSeq and is a predicted model, not a curated record. Gene Ontology annotation, molecular function: adenine/guanine mispair binding; oxidized purine DNA binding; 8-oxo-7,8-dihydroguanine DNA N-glycosylase activity. The coding region runs from base 112 to 1956 and encodes 614 amino acids. Lineage: Eukaryota; Fungi; Basidiomycota; Pucciniomycetes; Pucciniales; Pucciniaceae. Gene Ontology annotation, cellular component: nucleus. Gene Ontology annotation, biological process: mismatch repair; base-excision repair.